AUGUCGUUACCGGAAGAUAACCUAAGAUUUCUCAGUAAAAGAAGAAGAAUAAAGAGGAAAAUGAUAAGGAAAAAAAGGAGGAGGAUAAGAGUGAAGAAUGAGAACAAGAAAGAGGAGAAGAAGAAAAAGAGACAUGAGGAGGAAAAGGAAAAGGAGAAGAAUGAGAAGCAAGAGGAAAAGGGGAAGAAAAAGUACAAGGAGGAAGAGAUACAGAAGAUGAAGGAAAAGGAUAAAUAUAAAAGGAGGUGGAAGAAGAAGAAUGAGGGAGGAGAAGGAGCAGGAGAGCAAAAAGGAAAGGAGAACGAGGAGAAGAAAUAG
Ilex paraguariensis (yerba mate) is the source of this 318-nucleotide messenger RNA. NCBI's taxonomy places the organism in Eukaryota, Viridiplantae, Streptophyta, Magnoliopsida, Aquifoliales, Aquifoliaceae. The record is from the annotation of a GenBank genome assembly.